Solea solea (common sole) is the source of this 2452-nucleotide messenger RNA. RefSeq names its product far upstream element (FUSE) binding protein 1 (gene fubp1). Gene Ontology annotation, molecular function: mRNA binding. Gene Ontology annotation, biological process: regulation of DNA-templated transcription. NCBI's taxonomy places the organism in Eukaryota, Metazoa, Chordata, Actinopteri, Pleuronectiformes, Soleidae. The record is from RefSeq and is a predicted model, not a curated record. Bases 68 to 2077 code for a protein of 669 amino acids. The transcript has 20 exons. Gene Ontology annotation, cellular component: nucleus; cytoplasm.
CGAGGUUUCCGCCACAUACCGUGAAUCAAAACCCGCCAUCUUGUCGCGUCGAACAGGAGAAGAAGAUAUGGCUGACUACAGUAACGUGGCCCCGCCGUCCUCUAACGCCGGAGGUGGCAUGAACGACGCUUUUAAAGACGCUCUGCAGCGAGCGCGACAGAUCGCGGCGAAGAUUGGCGGCGAUGGCGUUGCGGCACCUCCAACAAACGAGUUUGGUUAUGGAGGCCAGAAAAGGCCCCUGGAGGACGCUGGUGGGUAUUUUCCCAUGCCUAACCUGAAUAUCGACCAACCGGAGACGAAGAAGGUGGCUACAAAUGAUGCCUUUUCAGCAAUGGGAGGAAUGGGUGGACCUCCACGGUCAGCAUCAGAGGAUUUCAAAGUUCCAGAUGGAAUGGUUGGAUUCAUUAUUGGAAGAGGAGGUGAGCAAAUAUCACGUCUGCAGCAGGAGUCUGGGUGUAAAAUACAGAUUGCUCCUGACAGUGGAGGAAUGCCAGACAGGUCGGUGACAUUAACAGGAUCACCAGAAUCAAUCCUGGGUGCAAAGAGGCUAUUAACAGAGAUUGUUGAGAAGGGGCGUCCAGCACCAGCAUUCCAUCACAACGAUGGUCCAGGAAUGACUGUGCAGGAGAUAAUGGUCCCAGCCUCCAAAGCUGGACUUGUUAUUGGAAAGGGAGGAGAAACCAUCAAAAGCUUACAGGAAAGAGCUGGAGUGAAGAUGGUCAUGAUCCAAGAUGGGCCCCAGAACACGGGCGCAGACAAACCACUUCGUAUUUCAGGAGAGCCUUUUAAAGUUCAGCAAGCCAAAGAUAUGGUGAUGGAGCUAAUCAGAGAUCAGGGCUUCAGAGAGCAGAGGGGCGAGUAUGGUUCAAGGAUUGGGGGGGGAGGAGGAGAUAGUUUAGAUGUCCCUGUUCCCCGGUUUGCAGUAGGAAUCGUCAUUGGCAGAAAUGGAGAGAUGAUUAAGAAAAUACAGAACGACACAGGCGUCAGGAUUCAGUUCAAACCAGAUGACGGCAGUGCACCAGACAGGAUAGCACAGAUCAUGGGUCCUCCCGACCAGUCUCAGCACGCAGCAGAGAUUAUAUCUGACCUGCUGAGGAGUGUCCAGGCCGGAGGACCUCCAGGACAUGGUGGAGGCAGAGGACGCGGUCGUGGGCAGGGUAACUGGAACAUGGGCCCCCCUGGUGGCCUACAGGAGUUUACCUUCACCGUACCAACUAUGAAGACAGGCCUCAUCAUUGGAAAAGGUGGUGAGACAAUCAAAGGCAUCAGCCAGCAGUCUGGAGCCAGGAUUGAGCUACAGAGGAAUCCCCCACCCAACGCUGAUCCCAACAUCAAAAUGUUCACAGUCAGAGGCUCUCCUCAGCAGAUCGACUACGCCCGGCAGCUCGUGGAGGAGAAAAUUGGGGGACCUGUUACUCCAAUGGGUGGCCCUCAUGGUCCUCCUGGUCCUCAUGGAGGCCCAGGCCCGCAUGGUCCCCCUGGGCCCCCUGGACCCCCUGGAGCUCCCAUGGGACCGUACAACCCUGGACCAUACAAUCAGGGACCUCCAGGGCCUCAUGGCCCUCCUGCACCAUAUCAGCCUCAGGGAUGGGGCAAUGGCUACCCACAUUGGCCACAGGGACAACCUGAUCCAAAUAAAGCAGCCGCCGAUGCCAAUGCAGCAGCAUGGGCAGCGUACUAUGCUCAGUACGGCCAACAGCCGCAGGCCCCUAUGACUCCAACCAGCGGUGCCCCAGGCACUACUCAAACCAACGGUCAAGGUGACCCACAGGCUGCAGGUCAGAGUGGACAGGCAGAUUACACCAAGGCCUGGGAGGAAUAUUACAAGAAAAUGGGUCAACAGAGUCAGCAACCUCAGGACUACACGAAAGCCUGGGAGGAGUAUUACAAGAAACAAGGUCAAGCAGCCACUCAGGCGGCCCCCGCAGCCGCAGCAGCAGCGGCUGCCUCUCAGCCCGGAGGCCAGCCAGACUACAGCGCUGCCUGGGCAGAGUACUACCGGCAACAGGCUGCUUACUAUGGCACAGGCAACCCUCAGUCGAUGGGUGCAGCACCACAAGCUCCUCAGGGCCAGUAAUGUGAAGUGGACAUAAAGUAAAUGCUACAUUGUCGAAAACAAAAUCCUUUGUUAAAUGUUUGGAUGCAGACGCCUUGAUGAAGAUCUUAAAUUUCCUUGGUUUGAAAGUGUUUCACACAGAUGGCAGAUUUCCCAGCGAACACGUCCUCUCUCUUUCUCAAUUAUUUUUUCUUUUUUGUUUUUUUUUUGUGUUUUUCUUGUAAAUGCUUUGUUUUUAGUAAGGUAAUUAUGCAUAUGGUCAUUCCAGCCCUGUAUCUACAUAAAAUGUGGUUAGAACUCAUGUUUAUUAAACUGUUGACAUUACCAUGUAAAUCAUCUCAGUUUUAAAAUGCUGUUGCCUGUUGUGUUUUUGCAAUAAAACAAACUGAAACCUCC